Molecule: messenger RNA, 2430 nt
Organism: Leguminivora glycinivorella
Lineage: Eukaryota; Metazoa; Arthropoda; Insecta; Lepidoptera; Tortricidae
Exons: 1
Coding region: 1-2430 (809 amino acids)
Source: RefSeq, a predicted model, not a curated record
AUGGGUGACAUUAAUAUAGAUUUUAAUUCUAAUAUAUCAAGUAAAAAACAACUGAGUGAUAUACUGUCAGCUCAUGGAUUUAGCCAGCACGUGGAGCACCCUACAAGGAUCGAGGGCGACAGUGCCACACUAUUAGACCACGCGUACUCCAAUAUCCGCGACGGCCGUGUGUCCGCGGCGUGCGUGUGCACUAACGUGAGCGACCAUCUGGCGCAGCGGCUUAUCGCUCCUCGGCCCGCCGCCGCGCGCCCGACAGCGCCGUUGACGGUAAAAGGACGAGUCUAUAGUAAAAAUAAUAAGACAUCGUUUGUGAACGCACUGGCAUCAAUCGACUGGCAAGCAAUUGUCAGCAAAUAUAAAGGCGAUUGUACACGGUUCACUGAAGCGGUGCUAUGUAUACUAGUCAACCUUUUAAAUAUACACAUACCAAUAAAAAACACUAAGGUUCAUUUGAGGAGCAAACCAUGGAUAGAUCCCGAAGUUUAUAAUCUUAAGCUUUUAUUGUUUGACUAUAUACAAUACACAAAAGAUAACCCCGGUAACUUUACUGUAGGCGACACCUUAGCCAAAUUACAAAUUGCAUAUAACCAAAAAUUAAAAACUAAGCGAAUGGACUAUUUUAAUUCGUUUAUAAACAGCAAUCCCAAUAAAAAUAAGGCAAUGUGGAGGGCAAUAAACAUGGAGUUAGCGAGAAAACCACGCGAGCGCGUCGACUACACGGACCUGCUACGCGACACCGAUGGGAAACCGUUUGCGUCGAAACAGCAGCUUGUGGACGCCAUGAACCGCGAGUUCGUGAGCGCGGCGGCCGCGUGCGGCGCGCCCGCCCCGGCCCGCGCGCGCUGCCGCGCCGCCAUGGCCGAGUGGCGCGAAGCUAGCGACACCUCCAUCAGAUUGUUGCCUUUUACGCCCGCAGAAAUAGUCCUGAUUCUUAAAACCGCGAUAGCUUCUAAGAACAGCACAGACAUCUACGGGCUGUCCGCUAGCCUGCUUAAACAGGCCGGUUGUGCGAUUAGCUUCAUACUAUCGCAUUUAUUUAACGACUGCAUGAAAUCAGGAAUAUACCCAGACGGUUUCAAAAAAGUGAAAAUAUGUCCACUUUACAAAGGCAAAGGCCAAAAAUCUGCCAUGAAGUCAUAUCGGCCAAUUUCACUAGUCCCCGGCCCGAGCAAAUGCUUCGAGGUCGGACUUAAUAGAAGGAUACUGGAGUACUGGUUUCCCCGGAACGUGUUAUCCGAAUGUCAGUAUGCUUACCGACAGGGCCGAUCUACCACCGAUCUAGUGCGAGAAGUGGUGCGCGACGUGUUGCACGCGCGCGAGGCGGGACGCCACGUCGCGGUCAUCUGCUGCGACCUGUCGCGCGCGUUCGACACGGCCGACCACUCGCUCGUCGCCGAGAAACUCGCACACUGCGGGAUCCGCGGACCGGCACUGAACCUGUUGCUGUCUUUUAUGACCGAGCGAACCCAAGUCGUCGUCGGUGACAACGGGAAAAUCUCAUCUGCGGAAAUGGACAACCUAAUGGGUGUUCCGCAGGGAUCUUGCCUAUCCAACACGUUGUUCAGCUUGCUUCUAAAUGACCUACCAGGGGCAAUAAAUGGAGCAAGUAUAUACAUGUACGCGGAUGAUGUCACAGCCGUAGUGAGCACGUCAUCUGCACGAGAAAUAGAAGGAGCUCUUAACAGCGUCUUGGGGCAGCUGCAGGACUGGUUCAUGUCGAAUGGGUUAGCACUCAAUAAAGAAAAAACCUGCUUUAUAAGUUUCAAACUCAAUGGACAUCCGUCACAGAGCUUGAAGGUAAGUGCGGGAGAUGUCCAGAUACAGAAUGUGGCACACACACGCCUUCUCGGUUUCCACUUGGACAGCGCCUUGGUGUGGGACACUCACAUAGACGAGCUGUGCGGCCGGCUCGGGCGCGCCUGUUUUGCGCUGGGGCGGCUGGCGCGCACGGCCGGACGGACUGCAGUCCGCGACUGCUACUUCGCAACGGUCCACUCGCUGCUAACGUACGGCAUCGAACUAUGGGGCAGAGCCUCUGAGUGGCUACGAGUAUUCUCGAUGCAAAAGCGUGCAAUUAGAGCGAUGGCCGGAGUGUCUGCGGACGCCUCAGCACGUGAGCUGUUUAAAGAAUUCCAUAUCCUGCCCCUUCCAUGCUUGUAUCUUUAUCAAGUAGCCGUGUUCACGUACGGACACAUUCACGAAUUCAAGCGCAGGGGGACGAAUCAGAAAUACAGCUUACGUAGUAAUAAGUAUGAGGACAGGCUAAGUUCAAUCUCGCACAAACUUGCGAAGACGGAAAGAUCCGUAUAUUACAUAGGGCCUUCCGUGUACAAUCGAUUGCCAGGCACUGUGAGAAAUGCGGCAUCCGCCCAAAUUUUUAAAUAUAGGCUAAAGUCGUGGCUCGAAGAAAAUAACUUUUAUUGUAAUUAA